CCUCUGGGGCAGGUGUAGCUGUGGCAGGGCCCGGAACGCCUGGGACCCCAGGAAUGGCUGGGGGCAUGGGGCCCCGGCUCAGGGACUUCCUGAGUGGAAGUCUGGCCACCUGGGUGCAGGGCCUGGCAGAGUUGGUUGGGGUGGGCCAAGAGGAGGAAGAUGGGGAAGAGGAAGAAGAGGAGUCCUUGAGUCUAGAGGAUCGGUUCCUGAGGCUCAGCGAUGGGGCUCUGCUGCACCGGGUCUUGGGUCUCAUAGCCCCCAAUUCCCGAGGGGGCCUCCGGCCUGGAGCUCAAGGGGGCCCUGGGGCUCGUCGGGUGAGACGUCUGAGCCACCUGCAAGCUCGAUUGAGAGACUUCUACCAGGAGGAGCUGCAGUUGCUGAUCCUGGUGCCGCCCCCGGACCUCCAGAUGCUGGGCUUCGAGCCCCUUUCAGAGGAGGCCGUAGAGGGACUGGAGGGGAUCCUAAAGCUGAUGCUGGGGGCCUCCGUGCAGUGUGAGCACCGGGAGCUCUUUAUUCGGCACAUCCAAGGCCUCAGCCUUGCUGCGCAGAGUGAGCUGGCAGCCACCAUCCAGGAGGUGACCCAGCCAGGGGCAGGCAUGGUGCUGGCCCUGGCAGGGCCUGAACCAGGGGAGCUGGCCACCCCAGAGCUGGAGCUGCUGGUCCGUAGCCACACGGAGGCCUUAGUGAAGCUGGCCAGGGAGCGGGACCGGGCAGCCCAGCGCCUGGCAGAAAUGCUGCAGGAGCAAGAGGUGCUCUCCCUCCAGCCAGAACCCCCCCAGAGGGUGUCUCCAGAAGGACCUCACCACCACCUCACUCUGCAGCUGGCAGAUGCCAAGGCCCAGCUCAGGAGGCUGAGGCAAGAGCUGGAAGAGAAGGCUGAGGAGUUGUUGGACUCUCAAGGGGAGGUGCAGGGGCUGGAGGCUGAGAUUCGGAGGCUGCGACAGGAGGCCCAGGUGCUGUCGGGCCAGGCCAGGAGAGCUACUCUGUACCGGGAGGAAGCAGAGAUGCUUCGGGAACGGGCUGCGCGCCUGCCCCGACUGCAGGAGGAACUGCGGAGGUGCCGAGAGAGGCUCCAAGUAGCCGAGGCUUACAAGAGUCAGCUGGAGGAGGAGCGAGCCCUGUCAGGAGCGCUGGAGGCUGCCAGAGCACUGCUGGAGGGGCAGCUAGAAGCUGCCCGGGAGCGCUGCUCUCGUCUCCAUGAGACCCAGAGGGAGAACCUCUUGCUUCGGGCACGGCUCGGGGAGUCCCAAGUGGAGUUGGAAUCCACCCGACAGCAGCUAGACCAGCUGGUGGAAGAGAAUGUGGAAUUGGAGGCAGAGUUGAGACGGACCCUGCAGCCAAGCCCCAGCUCUCCUGGGGAUGGACCCCAGCCUUGCUGGGCCCCUUCUCUGCAGGAUGAAGUCAGGGAGGUAGAGGUAGGGCGACUCCGGAGCUUGGAGCAGGAGAACCGGGAGCUUCGAGGACGGCUUCAGGAACUGCAGGCAGGGAGGUGGAGCCAGCCUCCCUUGACUGAGGUAGAAGAUGAAAAGUCAGAAAUUCCCAAGCCUUUGGGGUUCCCAGAUAUUCCAACGUUGAAGAUUGAGCCCCCACCAGAGUCGGACUCCUCUGGUGACAGUCAUGGAGAAUCUGUCCCAGACUCAGAAGGCUCUGUGUUUGAACGCUGCAGGCCCCCAGACUCUCCGGCGGCCCACCCAGAUGCCUCUGGGGAAGCAGAGAAGCCAGCCCCAUCUCAGGACCUAGAUGCUUUGGUCUCGACUCAGCAGCAGACAGAAGGGAAGGCUGUCAAAGGAGAGCUCCAAGGGAAGAGGCUAGAAGGGGAAAUGGAGGCUGAGGCUGGAGCCUUGAGUGCUGAGCAUAAACCCUUGGCACUGAGGCAUGAAGAGCAGCCAGGGGGUCAGCCUCCCAGGCUAAAACUGGAGGGGGUGGAGGGAGAGGGGGAACAUGGAGACAGUGAGUCUCCGGUCCGGUGUCAGGUGAGGGUCCAGGCUGAGGAGGGGUCAGUUCAAGAGGGGGAAGUAGGAGAAGCUGGGGCCUGGGAAAGGGAACAGCAGGCUCUGAAAGAGGAGAUUGAGAUUCUGAAGAGGGUGAGGGAGGCUUUGGAGAAGGAGCGGGAAUCCCUGAAGGGAGAAGUGGAGGCCGGGGAGCAAAGAUUGAAGGCCUUGAGUGAGGAGCGUGAAGCUCUGAGAGAAGAGCAAGAGGUCCAGGGGCAGAGGCUGGAGGCUCUGGAAAGGGAGCUAGAGAGCCUUCAGCAUGAGCGGGAGGCCCUUCGGGGUGAGCUGGAGGCCCAGGGCAAGAGGCUGGAGGCCCGGGGAGAGGAAGCUGCCCGACUUGGGGAGGAGCUGGCUCAGGCUAGGAAGGCUGAGGCUGAAGCACAUUCCGAGGCCAAAGCUGAGGCCCGGGAACGAGACGCGCUUCGGGAGGCCCUAGAGGCUGCCGGGCAGGAGUUGGAGGCUGCAGGGCGAGAGCGAGAGGCUCUGACAGAGGCUCUAGGUGCUGCUGGGCGGGAGCGCAGGCAGUGGGAACGGGAGGGACCCAGGCUGAGGGCCCGGGCAGAGGCCGCUGAGCAGAAGCUGCUGGACCUGGAGAGUGAAGGGCGGACCCUGCGGGAUCAGGCUGAGAAGGAGCAGCAGGUGAUGGAGGUCAUGAGAGAGGAGCUUCAGGGGGCAGUGGUGGAGAGUCAGAAGCUGAAGACCCAGCUGGAAACGGUGCAGUCGGAGCUGGAACGGGUGACCCAGGAUCGGGAGCAGCAGCUGAGGGAGAAGGAGAAGAGCCAGGAGAGGACAUAUCAGGCUUUGGAAAAGCGUCUGCAAGAAGAGAGGCGGGUUGCCCUGGUCGCCAAGGAUGAGGAAAUGAUGGCUCUAAAGGCCAGGGUCCAGGCCCUGGAGGGCCAGCUCCAGUGCCAGGCUUCCUCGGGGCUGAAGGCCGAGGACCCCCCCGGGCCAGGGGCAGCCAGGGAGGUUCCCGCUGCAGUGGAGGUGGUCCCGGAAAGCCUCAGUGGGCGACUCAUCAUGGUGGAGCGCAGUAACGCGGCUCUGGCCGCAGAGAAGACUGCUCUGCAGGGGCAAUUGAGGCAUCUGGAGGGCCAGGUGGGGAGUCUGCAGGGGAGGGUCCAGGAGCUGCAGCUACAGAAUCAUCAGGCCCAGGAGCGCAGCAGCCAACUCCAGGCAGAAAAAGCAGUGCUGGAGACACAGGGCCAAGAGCUGCGGGAGAGGCUGGGGGCUUUGGACAAGGAGGCACGAGGGGUGCGGCAGGAGCAGGAGGAGGCUCGGGUCCAGCACCAGGCGCUGCUGAGGGACCAUGAGGCUUUGGGGCGCCUACAGCAGCGGCAGGAGGUGGAGCUGGAGGGGCUCCUGGGCCGGCAUCGGGAGCUGAAGGCCACGCUGAGGGAGCUGGAGCUGGCCCACAAAGAACUGCAGGGCAGGCAUGAGCAGCUGCAGGCCCAGAGGGCCCAGGUGGAGGCCCAGGAGGUGACUCUGCAGGCAGAGCGGGAGAGGCUGGCUCAGGACAGGCUGCAUCAGAAGGGCCUGGAGGAGGAGCUGCGGCGGCUGCAGAGCGAGCAUGAGAGGGCCCAGGUGUCCUUGGCCGAUUUUUCCCGGGAACGAGGGGAGCUCCAGGGUGAGCGUGGUGAAUUGCGGGGCCGACUGGCACGGCUCGAGCUGGAGCGCGCACAGCUAGAGGCCCAGGCUCAGGGCCUCCGGGAGGCCAACCAGAGGCUGGACCUCAGUGUCUGCCGGCUGACCACGCAGUGCCAGCUGCUGACCGAGCUGCGGGCCGCGCAAGAGGAGGAGAAUCGGCAGCUAUUGGCUGAGGUGCAGGCGCUGAGCCGGGAGAACCGAGGUCUCAUGGAGCGGAGCCUGGAGAGCCGAGACCACCUGCACAGAGAGCAACGGGAGUACCUGGACCAGCUCAAUGCUUUGAGACGAGAGAAGCAGAAGUUGGUGGAAAAGAUCAUGGACCAAUAUAGAGUACUUGAGCCGGGACCCCUGCCCCGGACCAAGAAGAGCAGUUGGCUGGCAGACAAAGUCAAAAAGCUGAUGAGGCACAAGAGGGAAGGGGGUCUGCAUGGAGGACCCCGACUUGGGGCUGAAGGAGCCGGCAGCACAGAGAGUUUGGGUGGUCCCCUGGACGUGGAGCUCCCCGAGGGCAGGGAAGCCAAAGAAACAGCUUCCCCCGGGCCUAUGCGCAGGGCCCAGAGCUCUCUCUGCCUUCAGGAUGAGACCUCGUCGGGUGGGCAGCGGCGGAGGCUCAGCUCCCGGCUCCCUGUGGUUCGGGGCUCUGAAUCCUUCAGCCCCGGGGAUUCGCCGCGCCAGCGUUUCCGUCAGCGUCGCCCUGGACCUUUAGGGGCACCUAGCUCUGGAAGCAGAGGAUGGGAAGGCUCAGGUGACGUCUCGGAGGGGCCGGAAGCUGCUGCUGCCCGAGAGGGUCCUUUGGAACGUGAGCCCAAGAAGGCUCCUCUCACGUCAUCCCUCAGCCAGUGACCCCACGAGCCGCUCAGGAGCCCGUUGGACCGGGAGGCAGCACAGAGCAGCACCCCAGAGGGCCCAUGGCCACGGGGCUUACGGCCCGGAGGGGAAGGGUCUCUCUCUGUGGCUGGCUCGUCCUGGGGCCUGGGGCUUGGGGGGAGGCUGCUGGGCCCUCCUGCUUGCGUGAGUGUGUCGGGAGGGCAGCCCCAGGCCACAGGCUUCUGUGGGGGGGGUGUCCCUGGAUCCUGGGAAGGGUGGGAGGAGGCGCUGGCGUCCCUGGCAUGAGGAACAACAGCCACAUGGGCAGAAGAGGCGCCUUUGAGGAGAGGGGCUUGAGAAGAAGCUCGCCUGGCUUCCACGCACCUACCCUGCCCAAGGCCCCACUUCUGUUAUUUAAACCUUUGCUUUGUCUUUGGCAAGAUAAGAAUAAAGCCUGUGAUUGAACGAGGCUCUGCUGCUGGCCUCUCCCCAGACAGUGCGACAGGAC
Molecule: messenger RNA, 4950 nt
Organism: Dromiciops gliroides (monito del monte)
Lineage: Eukaryota; Metazoa; Chordata; Mammalia; Microbiotheria; Microbiotheriidae
Gene: CCDC88B
Product: coiled-coil domain containing 88B
Exons: 27
Coding region: 54-4478 (1474 amino acids)
Biological process (GO): cytoplasmic microtubule organization; cytoskeleton-dependent intracellular transport
Cellular component (GO): centrosome; cytoplasm
Molecular function (GO): dynein light intermediate chain binding; microtubule binding
Source: RefSeq, a predicted model, not a curated record